GUACAACGCGAGUGCGUGUGUGUGAACUUACAACAAGCUCAGAUAUCUGUUGUAUAACCGAGAGCUACGGACAGUACAGUCAAGGUCAACAUUCAGCUAUUUGACACCUGUUGUGUAUACAUAACGUACUACGGCACUAACAACAACCAUUCAACAGAGACAAUUAGACAGAAAUGUGUUUCAAUAAACGCCUGAUCAAGCUGGCUGACUACUUCCGAUUACAAUCCAAUAUGACUCGUUAGUGAGCCACUGAAAACAUAGACAGUCGACAUGACAUGCAAUACCAAAAUCGUAAUCACGAAGCUACUAGUAUGCUUUCUCUUGUCUGGCGUAAGAGGAAGAUCAUGGGCCAGCCACCAUGACACUACCACCUCUACUACUCAAACUACACCCACCACUAGCCCGGCUCCAAAGAACUUCCACAAUGAUCCGCUUGUCGUCGAGACUAAGAGCGGUCUCGUUAAAGGUUAUGCCAAAACGGUCAUGGGUCGGGAGGUACAUAUAUUUACCGGAAUACCAUUCGCAAAACCGCCUCUAGGUCCACUAAGGUUUCGAAAGCCAGUUCCAAUUGAACCAUGGCACGGAGUUCUAGAUGCCACCGCUAUGCCCAAUAGCUGCUAUCAAGAACGAUAUGAGUAUUUUCCUGGAUUUGAAGGUGAAGAGAUGUGGAAUCCUAACACCAAUAUAUCAGAGGAUUGUUUGUAUUUGAAUAUUUGGGUGCCUCAGCAUUUACGAGUGCGCCAUCAUCAAGAUAAGCCUCUGGCUGAGAGGCCAAAAGUGCCGAUACUAGUGUGGAUUUACGGUGGAGGGUAUAUGAGUGGGACAGCAACCCUUGAUUUAUAUAAAGCUGAUAUUAUGGCAUCAUCAAGUGACGUUAUAGUGGCUUCCAUGCAGUACAGGGUGGGAGCAUUUGGAUUUUUAUACUUGAAUAAAUUCUUUUCGCCGGGCAGCGAAGAAGCGCCAGGUAAUAUGGGACUUUGGGAUCAGCAAAUGGCAAUACGUUGGAUAAAAGACAAUGCACGGGUAUUUGGUGGAGAUCCUGACUUGAUUACACUGUUUGGGGAGUCAGCUGGAGGAGGAAGCGUGAGUUUGCAUAUGCUUUCUCCAGAGAUGAAAGGAUUGUUCAAGAGGGGUAUAUUACAGUCGGGAACCUUAAACGCACCAUGGAGUUGGAUGACAGGAGAACGCGCUCAAGAUAUUGGGAAGGUGUUAGUUGACGAUUGUAACUGUAACAGUAGUCUCCUGCCCGCGGAUCCGAGCCUAGUGAUGGAUUGUAUGAGAGGGGUAGAUGCAAAAACUAUUUCCGUGCAACAAUGGAAUUCAUAUACGGGAAUAUUAGGAUUUCCGUCAGCUCCGACUGUCGACGGCGUAUUUUUACCAAAAGACCCUGACACUAUGAUGAAGGAAGGUAGCAUCCACAACACUGAAGUGCUUCUCGGAAGUAAUCAAGAUGAAGGAACAUACUUCUUGUUAUACGAUUUUCUCGAUUAUUUCGAAAAGGACGGACCGAGUUUUUUACAGAGAGAAAAAUUCUUAGAGAUCAUCAACACGAUUUUCAAGGACUUCUCUAAUAUAAAAAAAGAAGCAAUAAUUUUUCAAUAUACGGAUUGGGAAGAGAUCACCGACGGUUAUCUGAACCAAAAGAUGAUAGCAGACAUUGUGAGCGAUUACUUCUUUGUCUGCCCCACUAAUUACUUCGCAGAGGUUCUGGCUGAAUCUGGCGUUGAUGUAUACUACUACUACUUUACACACCGCACAAGCACAAGCCUCUGGGGCGAGUGGAUGGGUGUGAUGCACGGUGAUGAGAUGGAGUACGUGUUCGGGCAUCCGCUUAACAUGUCGCUGCAGUACCAUACUAGGGAGCGGGACUUGGCCGCUCACAUCAUGCAGUCUUUCACUAGAUUCGCUCUUACUGGCAAACCAAACAAGCCAGAGGAGAAGUGGCCGCUGUACUCUCGCGCGUCACCUCACUACUACACAUACACUGCUGACGGGACAAGCGGGCCGGCGGGGCCACGAGGCCCGCGCGCAAGUGCUUGCGCUUUUUGGAACGACUUCCUGAACAGGCUCAACGAAUUGGAGCGUGUUCCCUGCGAUGGGGCAGUGACUGGACCCUACAGCAGUGUGGCCGGUACUACUCUCCCUGUGGUCCUGCUCACAGCGCUCGCCACCACCGCUGCCCUCUAAAUAAAACAAAAAAUACUAGAGUAGAAGUCGAUGAAACAGAAAAAAUGUGCUUCAAAUGUGUUUCAGAAAAAAAACGUGUGUAACAAAAAUGGUGAACAAACAUAUUUCUAUGGAGAUUGGAUAAUUGGAUAUUUUAUAGCUAAAAAGAAAUUUGAAUGAUAUUUGGAAUGACUGGCAAACGGAACUGAUUCUUGUAGCUUAAGGUCUUAGCAAACGUACGCACUGGUUUUAUAUCAAGUUAAUUUCUGUAGGUAGUAUAAUUUCCAAUAAUAGUAACAUUUUAAUUAAGGUAGGCACACGAUGUUCCUUGUCUAGUUGUUUCGUCUGUUUGAUGUUGCAAACAUUUAUUUUAAUUGUAAUUAAUAAUGAUAAAAUAUUUAAAAAAAAAAUGUUUGACGUUAGGGCAAACAUGUACAAAAAUGUUAUUCGUAAUUUUAAUAUUAAGAAGUGUACUGCUUGCGUGGGAGUAUGCCAUGCGAAGUAUGUACCUAUAUUUAAGUGAUAAACGUGUCAAUAAAACAGUAUAAAAAAAAUUGAAUUUGACAAAAUGUAGCGCUUUUAUAAUAUUUAAAUUACGAACAACAUACAUGAGCUCAGUUUUUUAAUGAAGAAAAUUAAGUCUUUAAAAUUUGUGUGUGUUAUAAUAAGUACAAUACUAUUAAUUAGGAAAUCUGUUGUAAUAAGUUAAAAUGCUUUGAUUGUAAAAGCAAUGCUUUCACUGAAGAUUGGAUUAUCACUAUACAUAUCAAGUGUGCCUCUGCUUGAAUAGCAAAAUAAAACAUAUCUUUAUUCUAGUGAAAUUUAGAAUUUGAUAUAAAUAUAUGAAUAUAUUGUAAAAGUAGAGCGUAUACUAUGCGACGAAUUUUUGUUGAGGUGUUUAUUAUUAUAUAUAGGAUGCUACUAAAUGCGUACCACUCGAGGAUCUUAUGAACUUCAAAUUCUUAUGACUUCAAACAGAUGAUAGAAUAUUUUGUAAAUAAUACCUUUUUAUGAAUAAAAUGCAAAGUUAUUGUUACCUACUUACUAAUGUAAUAUAUAUGAAAACGUAGACCUAUGUUUUAAUUUGAAUAAAACGCACUUACUCGUAUGUAUAACUUACCUUCGUUUAUAGGUGGGAACCUCUAUUUUCUUUAGAAUCUUUACCAAAAUACUAUACCUACCAAUUUAAUCUAUAAAUACAAUAAUUAUUAUGUACGUUUUAACAUAUGAAUCGCGAAUAAAAAUAUUAAAUUUAUCCAUACUUUACAUAUAAUAGGAAACAACCAGAAAUAUCAGUCUACCCUCUUGCUUACACUAUGAGCCAUAAAGUUUUCCUAAAUCCCGUUGUAAGCCCUCACAAAUUGCGGAAUAUGUCUAAUCUGUAGCUUAUAAAUGCUUUAAGUGAAAAUCGUCUUAUGAAUAUAUAUUACGAUUUAUAUAUUUUUAAACAUGAAAUUUGUACCUACUAAUUCGAUAGGCAUAAUAAGGACGUAUUGGUAUUAGAAGUGAUUGUCAAUUACUACCGAGAUGUGCGCAUGGAAUAUGUGAGAGAUACUUAGAAGGAUUGCUAAAUACGUGUACAAAAUUUCGGGAAACAAUAUAGUAGGACUGUCCCUUGCAUGUCAGUUGUCUAUUCUACAACACUUAAAUGUAUGAAAGUAGCAUUACGCAUUACUGUAAAUGACAUGUUAAAUAUGAUACUAAAUCGAGUAUGUAUUUUAAGCUUCCCGCAAAUUUAUGAAAUACAUGUUUUAAUCGCAACAUAAAGAAAUUCCAUGAUAAACUUAUAUCAAUAAUUAUAUUUAAAAAAAAAAACUAGUUCAUGAAUCAAUUGAAAUUAAUUCAAUCAAUUGAAAUGUUACGUAUUAUAAAAUUUUAGCCAAAGAUAUUGGUCAAUCUUGAAAGUACAGAAAUAGGUACUACGCGAUCGCCACACAAUACAUACAAUUAUUUAUGUGGGGUGAUCUGGGAAAAGUGUCACGGAUAUAACAAGAUUUGAUUAAGAAAUAUAACAAACAUAGUCAAAUUGGUACAAAAGUUUCUAGUUUGGACAUUUAAAAUAAAUUUGGAAAUUUUAAUUUAAUUUUUUGGCCCUACAGUGAUCACUUUUAUGUCACUCCCCACACUUUAUUAUGUAAACAAAUUAUAAGGUGGCCAUGAUUUUUACAUUAAUAAAUAUGUUACUAAUAUUAAAGGAAAACUUAAACUUGUUAUCUUUCAUUCUUCAUUAAAAAUACUAUCAAUAAUAAUUAUAAUGCCACAAAAUUUUAUUCCUGGUCACGUUUUAUAAUCUUCUUCUUCGCCUAGCCUUUUCCCAUAUCAUGUGGGGUCGGCUCUCCUUGUCAUUCUUCGCCAGGCGUAUCUGUUCUGGGUCAUCUAGACAUCUACUUGGGCUUUCUUAAGGUCUUUUUCUAUGACGGACAUCCAGGUCGUAAGGGGUCUACCUCUGCCCGAUCUUUUGGAACCGAUGUUGAUGUUAAAGACUUGUCUAGUCAUGUGUUGGCCAUACCACUUUAAGCGCGAUUCGGAGAGCUUAUCUUAUAUUGGCCAGAUCUUAAAGCUGCCGCGGAUGUGCUCGUUUCUCACCCUGUCGAGUAGUGACACCUCCCGCCCACCUCAACAUCUUCAAUUCGGUUAUGUGCAGUUUUGUGGUAUGGACCUUCUUCAAGGGUGAGUGCCGGUCUGAUUGCGGACUUGUACACCUUUCCCUUCACACGCACCGGCAUUCUACUGUCACCUUUCUUAAAUCACCUAUAUAACUAUUAAAUAUGCAAAGCUACAUAAAAUACCUGGUUUUCACAAUAAAAAUUCAGUCCCAGUAGCAAUCACUAGUUGCUUCCAAUAACAGCCAUAAGCGCCACUUGCACCAUUCCACUAAACCGGGGUUAACCGGUUAAACCUGGAGUUACCAUGGUUAUCAGUGCAAUUUGACACUGGGUGAACGGUUUAACCGCUUAACCUCGGGUUAGUGUUACACUGACUAUGAUUGAUAUAACGGUUGAAGGGCUGUUACAUUUAUAUGAAAAAUCGCCCCGUUUAUCAAAUUUUGCAAAAUUGUAAGUUGUACUUUGGUAGGCGUUCCUUUUUUCACUUUUUUUUAUAUUUCACUGCAUUUAUUAAAAUUAGGUAUGUGAAUUUUUCCUCUCAUAGAUUAUUAAAAAGUAGACACGAGAGUAAUGUGCACACCGAUUGCUUUUUAUGCCUCUUCCGCAUUUCAAGUCUUGGGAAAAGAAAUAGGUACUAUUUUGUCAUUUUAAUCGUGAAAUUCCAAGGUGCCGAAUUUGCUUUUAUGAUAUCUUAACUUUGACAUUAGUAAACUACAUAAUAAAACUUCAAAAUUGUACAAUGUUUAAUUCAUGAAUUUAUAUGCCAAUAAUUUUUGAACGUUAUUGUUUCCACUAAAAAAUCAAUACAUAUAGAUUUCACGUCGCCAUAAUAUUAGAUGUAUAAAAAACUGGAUUAUGUUAGGGAACUGACUGUACUUUUGUGAAAAUUAUAUACUUGUAUGUUGACAGACCUGAAAGUAUUAAAAUAUAGUUAAAUCGAAAAUGAUAUCACCAGCGCUACUUAUCAUUAUCACAAAGGUGAAUGAACCUUCCGGCCGAUUUCGACCAUAGCGAAAGUAACGAUAUGGUUCAUAUGGUAACCAUAAGUACUACUUGUUUACCAAGACUCCCAGAGAAUGCGGAAAGGUUUUUACGUUGAAUUAAGCACGAUUUGAGAAGUUGUAUGGGAUAGCUUUAAUUAGUUAAUAUUAAGAUGUAAAGUGAUCUAAAUAAGGGUAAGCUAACGUAGUGAUGUAUAAUAAAGUUUAAUAUAAUGAAUCUCAUAUCGUGUUACUAACAAAACGUAUGUUGAAAUAUUCAGUAGUAAUUGUAAAUGUAAACACAUUCAAGUAAUACAAAACAUGACAUCAUUGUUAAGUUAUUAGUAAAACUUUCAUACCUACUGUUUGUUUUUCAUUAUUUUUUAAGAUAUGCAAAGUUAAAAAUAAAACAACAAUAUCUUAGCGUUAUUUAUGCACUAGUAGGUAAUAACAAAAUAGUCAGAGUUUAUACAAUUAUAACAAUAUUUACUUACUAGAAUAUGAAAUGUAAUAAUUUACGUAACUAUGUAAUGAAAAAAAAUAUUGACCAUUCAUAUCUAGUUUGCUCUACAUAAUAUGUAUCUUAUUAUUUUUCAGGGCCUAAAAUUCUUGUUCUUGAUUCAGCAAAAUAUGGUGGUUGCAUACGUACAGUUUAUUAUAAUAGAUUUAUUGUAAUCUACUCAAUAGGUAGUAUAGCUCGUAGUAUUGGUAAAUUAAGUUUAGAUUGAAUGUGAUGCAAUUAGUGGUUUUUGAUAACUAAAGAACAACCGCUUAACCUCCUAUUAUUGUGGAUGAAGUAAACACAAUCCAGUAGAUAAGACGACCUUUGGUAUCAGAGACGACAAAAUGACAAAAGUGCUAAUCUAUGUAGGUACUCGUAGGUGUUCAGUUCGUCAUUAUUUUAAAUAGUAUAGUAUGUAGAACUACAUUCGUAAAGACGUAACGAGAUUGCGUUCUUAUUAGUCUCAUACAAUUUGCAUUACGUACUUGACUGCUACUAUCAUUGGUUAUUCAUAAUAUACAUAUUAUAACACCUUUGUGAAAUUACCUGUUUCAGUAGACAACGUUAAAAUAUUUAACCUAACUAUAAAGUGCCGUUGUCUACAAUACAUUACGAAAAUUAGUGCUCUUUAUCAUUUACUCGUCUCAUAUGAUAUAACAUUCCAUGUUUUCAUUUUAUUGAAUAAGUAUACCUAGUGGUUGGUAAAACGUUUUAGUUCAAUAGAAUAUACAUAGAAACUUCGUGCCAUACAAUUAUUAGACGUGUAGAGAUUUAUAGAAAAAUUAUAACGGUGUAUGUUUGUUAGGGAAGGUAAAUGUUCAAUGUUAUUUGUAAAGCUUCUACCCGAUAUACGAACCGCUGUGUGCAUUAGAUUCUGCUAGAGUUGCUAAAGACUCACUCCGACGAGGGCUAUAAAGAAACCUAUCAUGUGUAUUUGCUUGAUAGUGGCGCUUUGUAGCGUCGAGCGAAAAUUGUUUAUGAUAUGAUACGAAAUAUACAAUUCUAAACGAAUUUUAGGAUCGAGAUAACAACACGAGUUGGAAAUUCUAUUUCUGCACGUAUAUGAACGUUUUACAAUGCGUUAUGCGAGAAAAAAAUGUGACAACAAUAAUAUUAAUCUCUUAAGGGGACGCCGGACGAUAUCGGCCUGUCAGUUAGAACAAAAAUUUGACAGCCCCGAACAACUGACAGGCCGAUAUCGUCCGGCGGACUGAUAGUCAGUGGGCCAGUAGAAAAUAUCUGCCACCCGCGUGGUGCCGCACCGCUAGCCAUGCCGCGUGGCCUAGCGCACUUACUUUUUUAAGCAUAAUAGAAAGAUAGGCUCUCUGUGUCCUGGAAAUACUACUUUAUGUAGAUCCACAUUAAGGAUUACUCACGAUAGAGCAGUCCGAGUCCGGGCCGACGCUUCCGACACUUCGUUUUCUAUGACGGGCGAUCGGUGAUCACGUGAUGCUUCCUAUAGGUAUAUGGAUCUGAAGUGUCGGACGCCUCGGACCGUUCUAAUACGACUCAUCCUUUAAGUAGUACUUUCUAAGUAUGUAUAUGCAUUGGAAAAUUAUCAAAAAAGCGUCAUUGUCGAGUGAAUUCGCUAGGAUCGAGGCCGUGGUUUUAUGUUUAAAUUUAAAACUCGACUCAAUUUUAGCGACACUAAUCUUAAGAGUUGUGAUUUGAUGCAUAUCCCUAUCACUAUCUAUCUCAUUAAUUAUUUAGUAAAAUCGUCUCCAUUCAAUAAUUUUCCGUAUUGAUUGACAAUUUGAUGUAAUAAUUUAGAGACUUAUCUAGGAUGGUCGAAUCUUAAAUAGGUUUAAAAUCUUCCAUUAAGACGACUCUACUUUGUGGAGGACCCGCGCGAAAUCGCCUUUUCAUACAAACGUAGUCCUCAUUUUCCUCUCUAGAUAUUAACAUUAUUGAAAAUAUUUUGACGCAAUUUGUUGUAUAUCAACCACAGCUAUGCCCCUACGUUAGAUUUGUUUCUAAUUUUCAAUUAUUAUAAGAGUUAAAAGCAUAUAAAUAUUUCUAUGAAAUUCUCUUUUCGCUCCUAUUUUUUACAAUGAUCAAAAAAUCUAAAAAAAGUCAUACGUAGGGGCAUAGCUGCUAUGGUUAAUAUACAUCAAAUUAUGUAAAAAUAUGUCCCAUAAUGUCAAUUUCCACAGAGGAAAAUGGGGACUACGUUUGUAUGGAAACCCGGCCGUCCGCUUUCCUCUUAAUUGAAGUCUGAACAGUUAAGUCGAGUUUUACAAUUGAGUACUACCACCAGAUUGACACUGACAUAUUCGCUAGAGUGUCCGUAACUCACGUUCUAAUUCUAUGCAUCUCGCUCGUAUCGCAUAUUAGUGCGAGGAAGAAAUAUAGAAAUUAAGUUAGGUAGACGUUAGCGAAUAUGUCAGUUUGACACUGCUAAAGCAGUCGUGGUAAAGCUACUUACUAUACUUGAGUCUUUACCAAGACUAGAUAGUAGACACCGCUUUACAUUAGGUGCUAAUAAAUGUAUACAUGUGGGUAUGUGCACUAUUUUUUUGUACUCUUGACAACUAAAUGCGAAUGACGUUGACAAUAUUUGUUUUAUUUGUAUCCAGGUGGCGUGCUUGGUUGUAUCUGUAGGCUUUUCACAUGUUAGAUGAGUGUGAUUUGGUGUGAUUCUUUUAGAAAUCCUGUUACAUAUUUUGUACUACAUUUAAAAACGUAUCAAGGUAGUAUUCAGUCUAAUGAUAUAAAUUGAUUGUAGAAAGAUAGGUAGUCAUCGUUAUAUUUUUUCAAAGCCAAUUAGCGUUGACAGUCGUCGUAUAAAGGGAAAGUCAUAACGUGGAGUAAAUUAACUUGAAAAUGUUAAGCUGUGCUGUGUGUAUUGAUGACACAAAAUAAAUUAUUAAUCAUUACGUACCUAAGAGGUUUUGGGUUUCACUUGCAUACCUAAAAAUAAGGAAGAAUAAUAUGAUCUUGAAUUUCACUUAACUGUAUUCAUAAUUAAUUUAAUUAAACGGCACUUGUUGGUUGACAUUUAAAUUUAUAGAACAAAAUAUUUAAGUAGGGGAAAACUACUCAGUGAUUGGCUUGGCACCAAAAGAAAAGGUGCCAAUCAUUAACGAUAUGCUAAUUUACCCUAUUUGAGCUUAUUAGUUUCACAGUUCAAAUCUUGCUUAAGAGUUCGGAUAUGAUAUUUCUUAAGAAUUAGCUAACUAUUAACUGCAUUAUGUAAAUUUGUUUGUACAGUUAUACAGAAUUUUAAUAAUUUAAUUGUUCUUCCUAAAGUGCGCGGGCACUGUAGUAAGAAUAAAUAUUUUAUCGGGAUACUGUUAAACAAUAGUUAUAAUAUUUUGCUUUAAAUAUCCAAUUAAUAUCUCUUACCUGGAAAAUAAUCAAUAAAUUGAAUUAAAAUGUG
Messenger RNA from Cydia strobilella, 9633 nucleotides. RefSeq names its product acetylcholinesterase-like (gene ace2). Lineage: Eukaryota; Metazoa; Arthropoda; Insecta; Lepidoptera; Tortricidae. The transcript is spliced from 7 exons. Gene Ontology annotation, molecular function: acetylcholinesterase activity. Gene Ontology annotation, cellular component: plasma membrane. The coding region runs from base 271 to 2187 and encodes 638 amino acids. The record is from RefSeq and is a predicted model, not a curated record. Gene Ontology annotation, biological process: choline metabolic process; acetylcholine catabolic process in synaptic cleft.